Cryptotermes secundus is the source of this 4317-nucleotide messenger RNA. It is a transcript of the gene eIF2D, whose product is annotated as eukaryotic translation initiation factor 2D. Bases 580 to 2418 code for a protein of 612 amino acids. NCBI's taxonomy places the organism in Eukaryota, Metazoa, Arthropoda, Insecta, Blattodea, Kalotermitidae. The transcript has 6 exons. The record is from RefSeq and is a predicted model, not a curated record. Gene Ontology annotation, molecular function: RNA binding; translation initiation factor activity. Gene Ontology annotation, biological process: formation of translation preinitiation complex; translational initiation.
GAUUUUGGAUGAACUGCCCGAGUAAACCCGUAUUAAUCGAUUGAAAUAAAAUAUGUCGUUCUCGCAGCAUCCUUUUCCUGAUUAUUCGUGAAGUCAUUACACAUAGAAUUUCUUCAAUCUGUCAUUUCUAAUUGAAAACAAUUACGUUAUUGGCAUCAAUUAUUUUACCGCAAUCCAUAUCUCUUCCAUCUAAUAUUAGAAAUUGCAACCACUACUCACGCUAGUCAAUAUCACCUAGGUAUUUCAUGUACAGUAAGAACAACGUUGCAGCGAAAGCAAACAUAUAAAAAAACUGUACAUAUAAGGGGAAAUUCUUUUAGUAAUGCAAGUGUUAAGGUAUAUAAUCAAAUAUACAUAUAUAAUAUAUGUAACAUAUCUAGGUCUUCACUUGAACUGUUAAUUCCCGUGUUAGUGACGGCUGCUGCCAUCGUGUUUUAAAGUAGAAAGUGUUGAAAUAACGCAUGCCGAUCUGAUAUACAAAAAAAAUAAUUUGCGGAGUUCACUGUUGUGUACAAAACCGUUCAAGAUUUCCCAUAUAUUUAUCUUCAUUUUACUUACCAGUAAUACGACGAAUGCAAGAUGUUUCACAAACCGUUUCGCGUUAAGACUAACACUCAGUUAAAAGGAUCAGAAAGAAAGCGACUUAGACAAGAAGCAAUGAAACAGUUUCCUCAGCUCUCCGAGAGUGACCUACAAGUUCUGUUCCCUCCAAAGGAAGUGAUGAGUGCAAUAAAAAUUAUUACUAAUGGGGGUGAUUUGGGGAUUGUGUACUGUGUUCAGAAACUACCUCUAAUCUUUGAACUCGAGCAGAAAAUGUAUCCAACUGUAUAUAUGUUGUGGUCCUUUCCUAGUAUCUUGCCAUCGUUCACAAUAUGGCCUCAAGUUUAUGACAGACUUUCUGCAGGUGCAGACCUCAUGCUGCCAGGAAUAGUUCUGAAGGGACAAUUACAUGUCAAAGCUUAUGGAAAUUUGCAGAAAGGGGAGGCAGUUGCAGUAAAUAUGACAACAAAUAAGGCUCCAGUUGCUGUUGGGCUGACAGCAUUGUCAAGUUUUGACAUGUAUAUGGCUGCACAGCGUGGCAAAGCAGUGAAAAUUUUGCACCUUGUUGGAGAUGAACUGUGGUCAUAUGGUACUAAACUCACAAUACCUGAAUUAGGACCUCCCCCUGGUUAUGAGGUUGAGGUGGAUGUUACUUCAGCAGCAGUAGGUGAUAAUGUUCCUGCAGGAACUGAAUCUACAAGGAGGGUGGAAAGUGAUUCAGUGAGUGAAAGUGCCAUGCUAAUUCUACCAGGUGACUUAGAGGGAAAUGCAGUUGAAAGUUUAUGUGACAAUACUACAGACCUGGUUUUGAAUGUCAUUGCUGCAGAUAAAUCAGAAGACCUUCACGUGCAGGAAGUCCAGGAAUGUGUUGGAACUCCUGAAGAGGACACUGAUACUGAAGAACCCUCUGAGCUAGAUGUAAACCCUCAAGAAAGUAUGGACAAAUUGCUGGAAUACUGCUUUUUGAAAGCGUGGAAGACUACUGCUAAAAAAGUUGAAUUUCCAUUAUUAACAAGUAAUUUUUACAAGUUACAUAUGAUACCAGCUUGUCCUUCAGGAAAACAACUGGAUUUAAAAAGGUCAAGUUACAAAAAACUGUCAAAGUUCCUGAGCGCAAUGGAGAGCUUAGAUAUAGUAACAGUGAGGGAACUAACGAAAGGUGUUGAAAGUAUUAUGGGAAUAAACCCAAAUCAUGUGAUGUUACGGGAGUUUGUAGACACAGAAAAACCGCCAGAGUGUGUGGGGCAGAUGUCUGAAUUGUCUACCAUGGCUGUGAAACCAGCAAUUGUUGAGCUGUAUAUUGUAACCCAUGCAGUGCUGCCACUCUUUUCUAAUACUGGACUCAGGAAAGGGGCCAGCUUAACAGUGGCAGAUGUUCGCAAACAUGUUACAGAUUAUGUCAAGAAAGAAAAGUUGCAAGAUCCUAUGAACAAAAACAUGGUGAGGCUGAAUGCAGUGCUUCAAGCAGCUGUCCAAAAUCCAAAUACUGUAGCAGUUUCAUGGGAAGAUCUGAUGGGACUGAUCAUGGGACGAAUGAGUCAUUCCUAUCAGAUGUAUUUUUCUGGCGAGAAGACUGUUGCUCAUAAGGGAAAAUUGGACCCAGUCGAUAUCCAGGUUGGAAAGAGAAAGGGAAAUAAGAAGGUGACUUUAAUUAACAACUUGGAGCUUUAUGGUAUCAACAUUCAGGAAUUUGCAAGAGAAUGCCAGCAUGGUGUAGCAGCUAGUACAAGCAUCAGCUCUGUUCCAGGCAAGAAAAGCCAGCAGCUUUUGGUGCAGGGAAAUCAAGUGCUCUUUGUUGGAAAUCUAUUAAUAGGAAAAUACCACAUUCCCAAGCAUUAUAUCCGAGGACUGGAUAAUGCUCCUCGUCAGAAGAAAUGAGAGGGGCAUCAUUAGUUAUCAGUCAAUUCCAUCAUCCUCUGUUGGCCCAGUUAAUGGCUGUGCACCUGUCAGAUGUGUUGUGAUUCACAGAAGUGGAUUCAUAUAAACUGAAUGACAGCAACCUGCAUUCAGUACUAAGCACAGGAAGCUUCAGUUGCCAAAUGAUUUAAAGAAUGAAGAUUUUAUCUUUCUUUGUUUAAGUAUUGGUUUUAUAUUAUUAAAUUAAAAAUGGUUGUUUCUUAGUACUUGUAAUAGUGAAUAGUAGUAGUAAUGCACUUCUAUUUAUAAUGUAAUAAACAAAACUGUGAAGUUUCUUUGUAUCUUAUAUUCUACAGUCAUAUGCAUUUUACAAGUAUUUGGUGUGAUGAGAUAGUUUCUGGAUUAUAAUUUUUUCUCUGUGAAUAUUGCAUGCACUGUCUGUUGUGUGUUGUCCUCUACAAAGUAGUUCCUGUGCAACUCGAUAUGGUAUGUCCAACAAACGCACCAUUGUCAGAAGCAUUUGCAGAAGUCUUGUUUGUGAUAUGGGCAAGUGCAACUUGCAAUUGUUCUUGAAUCAUAAAGGCAUCAAAUCUGUUUCCCCUUGGUGCCAAUGUGACCUUUGUCACUUUUAAUGAUCAUGAGGUUUUCUCUGAAAGUGCUGACAGACGGGCAUAAUUCUGCUUCUACUCACAGAGGUACCCCUACAUUUCAGGGUAGCCCAUUUGUUCAGGAUUUUGAAAUUCAGUGAAUGAUAAUGUUGUGAAAUUACUGUUUGAAUACUAAACCUCAUUACUUCCAGAGAACAGCAGAGGCAUUUCAAAAUAGAAUGGAAGAUUUCUUAACUCGUGAGAGGGAAAUUAAGAACAUAUUGCAUGUAAUUAUAUAAUGUGGGGAUUCACUGUCUGCACCCUAAAGCUGAAAUUAUUAAGGGUAAAUAUAAUAAAUUAGCCUAAGUGGAGGGGUGUGGGGGAGUAGAGGCAUGAAGGUAAAGGUUCACCAGCCCUAGCCAUCAAGAGCAGAUGAAGGAAAAUGGUAAGCCAAUGUGGGUAAGGUCCCACAGUACCUGUUAGUUUUCUUUUUUUGUCACAGUUCAAGUAGGAAUGUGGAGAGGAACAUAAAAUAUUUGCUAUAAUGAUCAUUGAACCCAGUUUGUUCAGCUUCAUAUCCAGUCACUUUACUGACAGAUGAAACCCAGCAUAUCAGAGGCAAAAAUCCUGGGAUGAUAAAGUUAAGGUGUAAACUAGUGAAAGUGUUAUAAUUAUUUGUACUUAGGAAUUAUAAUUGCUCAGUUAAUCCAAUUAUCAAUCCAAACCCUACAUCCACAUGAAAAUAUAUUUGAUCAGCUGCAAAGGUUAUGUAUAUAGCAGUGAAUAAAAUAAUAGGGGUUCCUGGCCAAACAGCUUGUCACUGAUAUCCAAAUAUUAAUACAAGAAUGAAAGGAAGAUUGCUUGUGACUUGUAGGUCUUACAUUUUCUGCUAAGUUAAUGACUGUUAAUAAAAUCGAUUCAUCACACUAUUUGGAGGGGGGGGGGUUGUAACUUUAAAAUAUCUGACCAGUCUGAUGAUAAGAGCACACAAGUUUCAUAGAGGUGAAUAAGAAAUGACUGAAUCAUGAGUGGGAAACUUGUGAGCAAUAGUACUCAUGGCAUUUCUCUGGAUGAACUGAAAGACCAUUGGAUAUUUUUAAAACUUUUGGUGGGAAGGGGACAUGCCUCCAUACCAUAAUGGGUAAUCAUUGUGUACACUUUAGAGGAUAUAUGAGUCAGAAUGGAAACAAAUAUUUUAUUUGAAAUAAUUUAAAAUAACAAAGAAUGUUUAACAGACAAAUGAGUGAGUGGGGUUUGGUUUAAGCAAGAUAUCACAUUAACUUUAUGACUUCAGUUUGCAUGAGAACAUAACAAACUUAGCACUAAGUAUGGC